AUGGCUCCUCUAGUACUGGGCUACUGGGACAUCCGAGGCCGUGCCCAGGCGAUACGAAACCUGUUGGCCUACGUCGGAGCGGAGUAUGAAGACAAGAGGUACAGCCACGGCACAGGUCCCGUGCCUUCCAGUGACGAGUGGUUGGCGGAUAAGUACAAGCUCGGCCUGGACUUCCCCAACCUGCCGUACCUCAUUGAUGGUGAGGUCCGCCUUUCACAGAGUUUCGCCAUUAUGCGCUACUUGGGUCGAAAGCACGGCCUGAUGCCCAAGGACGACGACACCGAGCGACGGGUCGACAUGAUUGAAAUCAAGAUUAUGGACCUAGCGAGGCGGAUGGCGGCUCUCUGCUACGACAAAAAUUACACCGACGACAAGCGGCACAAGCUCCUGGCUGACGUCGCCGACACGCUUCGCCAGUUCGAGGCGUGCCUGAUCAAGUACGGGCCUUUCAGCGCGGGAACAAGCGUCACCUACAUAGACUUCCUGCUCCAAGACACCCUCGAGGCUGUCAAGAUUCUUGGCCCGACAUCUUUCCCCAAGAACUACCCUUUUCUGGUGAAGUAUUGCGAAAGCGUCGCCGCCUUGCCUGGACUCAAGGAAUAUCUGGCGUCGGAUCGCUUCAAGGCCUGGCCAAUAGUCAGCGCCCAUGCAAAAGUGCUGGGGCCGCGGCAAACACCUCCCACUGACGGCUAAAUCAGUGCCCCCUAUGCCGGUAUUGGAGACCGUCGAGGUAAAUAAAGAUGGCGGGCCGAAUGGACAG
Messenger RNA from Dermacentor andersoni, 760 nucleotides. RefSeq names its product glutathione S-transferase Mu 2-like. The record is from RefSeq and is a predicted model, not a curated record. NCBI's taxonomy places the organism in Eukaryota, Metazoa, Arthropoda, Arachnida, Ixodida, Ixodidae. Gene Ontology annotation, molecular function: glutathione transferase activity. Gene Ontology annotation, biological process: glutathione metabolic process.